Messenger RNA from Poecilia latipinna (sailfin molly), 2484 nucleotides. It is a transcript of the gene mta3, whose product is annotated as metastasis associated 1 family, member 3. Bases 276 to 2378 code for a protein of 700 amino acids. Gene Ontology annotation, cellular component: NuRD complex; nucleoplasm. Gene Ontology annotation, biological process: negative regulation of transcription by RNA polymerase II. Gene Ontology annotation, molecular function: transcription coactivator activity; sequence-specific DNA binding; transcription corepressor activity. The record is from RefSeq and is a predicted model, not a curated record. NCBI's taxonomy places the organism in Eukaryota, Metazoa, Chordata, Actinopteri, Cyprinodontiformes, Poeciliidae. The transcript has 19 exons.
UUUCGGGUUCAUCCGACUUCUGUCGGCCGCUCUGAGUUUACUGUAUUGUAAUAAGCUACUGCUGCGAAUCGGUAGAGGAGGAGUAGGAGGAGGAAGGGGGGUCUGAGUAGCCAAAUUUCUCCCCUGAUAGUGAACACAUCCGGAGUCCCGACGAUCGUAAUUUAAAAAUCACGUUGUCUUUUUAGAAAACAGAGUUUUAGAUGUAUAUAUUUUAAAAUUAAUUUAUGUCAAUUCGAUUAGUUUAUGCUUUACGUUAACACGCUGGGAGGGCAGAAAUGGCGGCCAACAUGUACCGGGUCGGAGAUUACGUCUUCUUUGAAAAUUCCUCCAGUAACCCUUACCUGAUCCGUCGGAUAGAAGAACUCAACAAGACCGCCAGUGGGAAUGUCGAGGCCAAGGUGGUUUGUUUCUACAGAAGGAGAGACAUCUCUCACAGCCUCAUCCAGCUCGCGGAUAAGCACGCAAAGGAGUUGGAAGAAGAGAAGGAGAACCCAACAGAGACCGAGCUCACAGACAAACAGAAACACCAGCUUCGUCACAGAGAGCUCUUCCUCUCCCGACAGUAUGAGAGUCUACCUGCGACACACAUUAGGGGGAAGUGCAGCGUCGCUUUAUUGAACGAGACGGAAGCCGUUCUUUCAUACCUUGACAAAGAGGACACUUUCUUCUACUCGCUGGUGUACGACCCGACUCAGAAGACCCUGCUGGCCGACAAGGGAGAGAUCCGAGUGGGGCCGCGCUUUCAGGCAGACGUACCUGAAAUGUUGCAGGAGGGAGAGGCAGAUGACAGGGACCAGUCCAAACUGGAAGAGAAGCUCUGGGAUCCAGAGUGUCCUCUGACCGACAAACAGAUAGACCAGUUCCUAGUGGUGGCGCGAGCGGUCGGGACGUUUGCCCGAGCGCUGGACUGCAGCAGCUCAGUUCGACAACCAAGCUUGCACAUGAGCGCAGCUGCAGCUUCUCGAGACAUCACACUGUUCCACGCGAUGGACACGCUGCACCGCCAUAACUACGACCUGUCCAGCGCUCUGAGCGUUCUGGUCCCGGCAGGCGGCCCGGUGCUCUGCAGGGAUGAGAUGGAGGAGUGGAGCGCCUCGGAAGCGGCCAUGUUUGAAGAGGCUUUAGAGAAAUAUGGGAAAGACUUCAACGACAUCCGACAAGACUUUCUGCCGUGGAAGUCCCUGACCAGCAUCAUAGAGUACUACUACAUGUGGAAGACCACAGACAGAUAUGUGCAACAGAAAAGGCUGAAGGCAGCCGAGGCAGAAAGCAAGCUGAAGCAGGUUUAUAUCCCCACGUACAACAAACCCAACCCCAACCAGAUCUCGAUGACCAACGGUAAGAUGGCGACUGUGAACGGAGCGGGCCCCGGGGCCUUCCAUGCAGCGGGAGGCGGCCGAGCCUGCGAGAGCUGCUACACCAUGCAGUCGGCCCAGUGGUACUCCUGGGGGCCUCCCAACAUGCAGUGCCGCCUGUGCGUUUCCUGCUGGAUGUACUGGAAGAAGUACGGCGGUCUGAAGAUGCCGAGCAGAGCCGAGGCCCCAGAGGAGAGGACCUCCCCCACUCCUGCAAGCAAUGAGUCCCGCUCCAGGAGUCACGUUCCCCGCCAGUCCAACCACAUGGUACCGAUGAGGAACAGCGGCAGCCCCAAGUCCUCCAUGAAGACCAAGCAGGCCUUCCUGCUGCAGGCCACCCGCCUCACCAAACUGGCUCGGCACAUGUGCCGGGACAUCAUCAGGCUGCGCCGCGCUGCGCGCCGGCCCUUUGUCCCCAUUAACUGUGGGGCCAUAAAGGCGGAGUACAUGUUAAGGGUGUCAGAAGGGCAGGGGACCCGGCUACCCAAAACCAGAGCGGCCCAAAGGAGCACUCUGACCAGUGUCCUGCAGUUUCUAGAGUCCCGGCCCAUGGCCCACGCCCCUCGCUCCCACCGCACCGCAGGCCUGCAGACGCCUCCGCCUCGCCGCCUCCUCUCCUCUCUCCCGCACGGACCCCACGGCAUGCUGGGAAAACGCAGCUACCACCACCACAGCAGGGCUGACCCGGAGAGGCGUUCAGAAAACCCUGGUUCAACAGGAGGACCUCUCAUCCACAACGGCCGCAGCAGCAGCAGCGGAAACACCAGAGGAGGAGUAAUGAUUCGCAAGAGACGCCCCAACUGGAUCGAUGCUCCCGACGACAGCUUCUUCCUCGUCACCCGGGAGACCAGGAGGGCGCGACGGCUGCUGUCCCGCUCCCAGCUGAGGCACGCCUGUCGACAGCCCUGCGAGCAAAUCACCCUGCGCAGGGUCUCCCACGGACCCCCGCAGGGGCUUGUCCUGGCCCCUCCACACCCACACCCCAGCUUGAGGAUGCGGGGCCCCAUCGUCAUCCACGAUUGAUCAGUCAAACUUCGGACUCUCAGACCUCCACGCUGCGCCUGCACACCUGUUCUCUGAAUACAUCCUCGGUUCUUUGGAAGCUAAAAAUGCGGUUUUAACCCAACAA